Molecule: messenger RNA, 1726 nt
Organism: Zootermopsis nevadensis
Lineage: Eukaryota; Metazoa; Arthropoda; Insecta; Blattodea; Termopsidae
Source: RefSeq, a predicted model, not a curated record
AAUAAUUAAUGUGUGACAUACAAGUCCAUAUGUCAAUAUACUGAAUAGGCACCACAUCUACAAGGCUAAAGGAUGAAAUUGCAUCCUGUGCAUGGUUGUAGUGCCAUGUCCUGUGGCAGAAUUUUUCCAGUAUUUAAAAGUGCUUACUACCACAAUCAGGGUGAUCACCCUGACUAUGAGAAAUGUCAAAUCGACUUCUGCCAGAUCACGCGGAACUGCAACCAACGUACUCAACGACGUGAGAACCUGACAUUCCACUGUGACUUCAAAUCCUCUUCACUAUUCAGACGUUGGUAUAACGUGUGCUAGUCUCAGUUAACACCAGCCUUUCAUCUUAAUUAUAAGUUGUGUUUACUGUGCUCGCACUUAUGGCAGUGUAUCUGGACCACAAUGCAACUACUCCAGUUGCUCCAGAUGUAGUUAAGAAGAUAACAGAUUCAUUAAAUGAAGAGUGGGGCAACCCAAGCUCUGGUUAUGAGCCUGGGGUUAAAUCUAAGGAGGGUAUUGAAAAAGCAAGAAGACAAGUGGCUUUAAUGAUAGGUGGAAAUUCUGAAGACAUCAUAUUUACAUCUGGUGGAACAGAGGCCAACAAUAUGGUCAUUUUUGGAAUUGUCGAUUACUAUGAAGACUGGUUGAAGUCAGUGUCAUGUGGUAAAGGAACCACAGAUAAACCACAUGUCAUAACAACAAAUGUAGAACAUGAUUCUGUGAUGCUGCCAAUCAAGUACUUAGAAAAAAGGGGAGCAAUUGAUGUGAGUGUCGUGCCUGUAUCCCCAAAAGGUUGCGUAGUUCCACAAGAUGUAAUAUCAGAGAUCAGACAUACAACAUGCCUGGUUACUAUUAUGUUAGCAAACAAUGAGACUGGAGUCAUCAUGCCAGUAGAAGAAAUUGGCAGGUAUUUAAAAGAAGUUAACAAGCAGAGGAAGGCAGAGAAGCUGAUAAAAAUAUUGUACCACACUGAUGCUGCACAGGGUAUAGGGAAGAUCAGGGUGGAUGCUGAUGAACUAAGUGUUGACUAUCUCACCAUUGUGGGGCACAAGUUCUAUGGGCCACGCAUAGGAUGCCUUUAUGCCCAUGGACUAGGACGUGAAACGCCAGUAUAUCCACUCUUGCAUGGAGGGGGUCAAGAGCAGGGAUAUCGUCCAGGAACAGAGAACACUGCAAUGAUAGCGGGUCUUGGAGAAGCAGCACGGCUGGUGUGCGAAAACCUAACAGAAUAUUACACACAUAUGAAGGAAAUAAGAGACUAUUUGGAGGAAAAGCUUAAGGAAGCAUUUGGAGAAGAUUGUGUUGCAUUUAACUGCAGUAAAGGUGUCAGACGUCUCCCAAAUACAUGCAGUGUCUCGCUGAUAGGUGAAGGUCUUGUGGGCCAUGUGGUGCUGUCCAGAUGCACCUAUAUUAUGGCCAGUACUGUAGCUGCUUGUCACACCCAAAACAAACCGUCAGGGAUUCUGCUUGCCUCUGGUGUACCGCGUCAUCAAGCAGUGAAUGCUAUUCGUUUGAGUGUUGGAAGAGAGACAACGAGAGAUAACAUAGAUAUUGCCGUUAAAGACAUGAAGCAUUCUGUCACAGCAUUGUCAAGCAAGAAGUCACCCUAGUAAUAUUUAUUGCAGUGAAAGAUGAAGCAAAAUGGGAAAGUUGAGGAUAGUAGCAACUUAUCAGUGACAAAAAUAAGAUCAUUGGAUGAAGAUGACCUCAACUCAAACAAAAAGAAUCCACUGGAAAC